ACUGAUUCUUCCAAGUGAAAUUCGAAAAUCAAAAAUCAAAAUUUCAGAUCUUUCCUCUCAUCUUCUCCCUCCUCUCCUCUUCUCUUCUAGAGACAACAGGCGAAAGUCACUCACUUGCAACUUCGAUUUCAGCAAUCUCCAAUUCCUCCUGGUGAGGGUUUAGAGAAGCUCUGAGAAUCUAAAAGCUUAGGGCUUUACUUUACCGCCCGUUUCAAAAAAAAUGGGGAACCUUUCGGAGAGCUUCGACAUCGAAGAUCUGAUGUCAUACGGCGACGACUUGAUCAGCUUACUGAACGCCAAGAACGGGUUCGACGUAGUAUCGCAAAGCUUCGAGGACUUGAAAGCUCUCCGCUUUGUUUGCGACGAGGAUUUGAAUCAGACGCAGAGAUCUAUCCAAGAUUGUAAGAAGAAGCUCGUUGCUUGCAAGAAGAAAACAGAGGAAGCUUCGUGUGGAGAUGACGACGUUGAGCGUCUUCAGAAGGAGCUUGACGAAGAGAUGGAGAUAGAGUGCAAGCUCAAAGACGAGCUUAGAGUAGUUGCUGAGGAACUCAAAGACUUGAAUGCACAGUGGACGUCUGUUGAUGAGCAAAGACAAUCUGUUAAGAGAAAAGAGCGGGACGACUUGAGAGCUGAGAAAAUGCUCUCUAUGUAUGCUUCUGUUACAAAAGUUAUACCAGAGGUUGAGGAUCCAUCGAAGAUCUCAGGAUAUAUGGUUGAUCGCGAGAAGAAGGUUAUUGAGAAGUUCCAGUUUGAGACAAAUAAAAUGACGGCUUAUGAGACAUGCAACAGUAUCUGGAGCAUCAUUAACAAGCAAUAAGACAAGACGUGGUGGCACGCACGAGUUUAGUUGUUUGAUGUGUCUGAAUAGAUUUGGUUUUAGCUUAGCAACCAAAAACAUUCGUACCACCCAUCUACGGUUCCUUGGAUGUAAACCCAUCCUGCUUAGUUUUUCAUUGCCCUUUUGUAAUUUGAUUAUGAAUCUUAUUCUCCUGUAACAUCAUCAUCAAUCAUCAUUUAUGAAAAUUUCCCUUGCAAGUAUCAGUGUACCUGUAAAAUCAUCUUCUCUUGUUGUGCCA
This is a messenger RNA of Brassica rapa (field mustard), 1076 nucleotides long. Its product is annotated as kinetochore protein SPC24 homolog. The record is from RefSeq and is a predicted model, not a curated record. NCBI's taxonomy places the organism in Eukaryota, Viridiplantae, Streptophyta, Magnoliopsida, Brassicales, Brassicaceae. Gene Ontology annotation, biological process: regulation of chromosome segregation.